UCCUGGGCUGUGUAUAAAAAGAAAAGGUGAGAUGAGCAGAAGUGUUCAUUGCUCUUUGCUCCUCUGGAUGAAAUGUGACCAGCUGCUCUCAUCUCCAUGGAUGUCAUGUGACCAGCUGCGAAUCUCUGUAGACAUCACAUGACCAGCUGCUCUCGGCUUCCACCACCUUGGCUUCCUCACUAUGAUGGACUGUGUGUUUGAACUGUAAGCCAAAAUAAUUCCCCUUUUGUUUUUGUUAAACUCUGUAUUGCCAUGUGGCUGUGGCGUUAUCUCAUUUUUGGGAGUGGGGAGGGGUUGAGACAGGGUUUCCCUGUAUCUCAUUUUUUUUUACAUGUCUUGCUUCCUUGGCAGCUGGCUGGAGUCUCCCAGACUCCACCCUUCUUGUAUAUCUGCUUGGAUUUCCCACCUGGCUCUAUCCUGCCUUGCCAUAGGCUGAAGCAGCUUUAUUAGUCAAUGAGAACAACACAUAUUCACAGUGCACAGAACAUCUUACACCCCCCCCCACACACAAUCGGACCUUAUAACAGGUCACAGGAAUUUGUUUUCCUCUUCCAGCAUGUGUGGACACAGCAGAGAAAGCUCUCAAUGGAACCUCACAGUGCUGACUUUCUACCCUGUAGAGCUAAAUAAUGAAUUUCUGCCACCUACACACUACCUAUCUGUUGUAGUCAGCUCUCUGUCACUGUAAUGAAUGAUGAAGAUGAUACAGCUUACUGAAUGAAAAGUUUUAUUUUUGACCCCCAUUUUUGAAAGUUGUAUGUAUUAGACACUGGUAACAAAAGAAAAUGGCACUGUCACGAGGUGUAGCUUUGUUGGGAUAGGUAUGGUCUUGCUGAAGGAAAUGUGUCACUGUGGGGGUGACUCAGGUCUCAUAUAUGCUCAAACCACAUCCAAUAUCUCAGUUCAUUUCUGUUGCCUUUGGAUCAAGAUGUAGAAUCCUCGGCUCCCCAGCAACAUGUCUGCCUGCAUGUCACCGUAUUCCACACCAUGGUGGUAAUGGACUAAACCUCUGAAACUGUAAGCUACUAUCUCAACUAAAUGUUUCAUUUAUAAGAGUUACCGCAGUCAUGAUUUUCCUUCACAGCAAUAGAAACUCUAAGACAGAAGUGGGGUAUUGCUGUGAAAGGCCUGACCAUGCUAUUGUUUAGAGACAUUUGGACUUUGGGAGUUUGGGUUAGGAAAGCAUGGGAAUGUUUUUACUGUUGCCUAGUGGGCCAGCCGUACCAGUAGGAGCAUGGAAGACACUGGUGCUGGGUGACUUGAAUUGGGGGUGGGGGCUGGAUCAAGAGGUUUCAGUGGUCAAGAACUUGUGUAUGUUGCCUACAAAUUGAUCUUGUGAUAUUUUGGUGAAAAAUGUGGCUGCUUUUUGCCCUCGUAUGAAAACUUUGUCUGAGGUUAAAGUGAAGAGUUUUAGAGUAAUUCCCUUGGCAGAAGAAAUCUCAAAAAAGCCUAGAAUAGACUGUUUUAUGGUUACUAGUGUUAACUCUAAUGAAGAGGUAUGAUAAAAAGGAAAACCUAAGUAGGAAAAAUUACAAAAUGUAAAUUUUGACUAGAAAAAGAGUACCAGGAAGUGGAAUAGAGCUAAAUUCUGUAUUCAAGGAGAUAAACAGAUUAAGAAAUGGCAUACAGGGAGUGGUGACCUCAGAGCAAAAUUCUACCCUGCUAAGUUUUCAACUAAGGAAUUAAAGGAAAGCUUAGAACUGGGCAUAGUGGUGAAUGUCUUUAAUCCCAGUGUGCAUGAGAGGCAGAGACUGGCAGAUCUCUGAGUUUAAGCCCAGCCUGGUCUACAGAUCCAAUUUCAGGACAGCCAGUCUGUGAAGGAAACCAUCAAAAACAGGAAGUUGGUAAAGAUGCUAUUGAACGAGGGGGCCAUGUUCCAGGUCCAGUGAACAGCAGACCUUGGCAGCUUGGGUCAUACGGUUCUAGAGUUAAGAACAGACGAAAGGGGCUGUGGAAUUUACCUCCACGGCUGGAAAGAGUUGCAGAGGCCAGGCUUGUGUCAGAGAUGUGAUGAAAGCUUGGAGAGUCCAUUAAUGAAGCUGUGAAGGUGAAGCCUGGAUUACCUUGGAGACCCCAAGUUGUUAGACACGCCAGAGUCAUGGGAUACCUGCUGUGGAGAGCGGCUAACAGGGAGUGGAACCAGCCUAAGAGAAAGAAGUGUGAAGGUGUAAGUCAGAAACAAUGCCACACCAGUUUGGAAUUAUGAUUAAUAGGGUGGUAUUUAUUUAAAGAGGAAAAAACUUACAGAUCACCGUCCCAGACAACAGCUCUCUGAGCAACCAGGAAGGGAGUCUAGUCGCUGGCUGAGCAGGAAGUGAAGAGAGAGAGGAGAGGGAAGUGGCCGCUUUUUUAAAGGGAGAGAGACCACGCCCCAAUGGGCUGGUAUCUCAGCGACUAUAGGCUGGAGGAGCGGAAGGACCUCCCGCAACAAAAGUGUGCUGCAGUCAACAAAACUGAAAGGAGUUGGAGAUCUGAAAAGCAUUUUGACAUCAGACAUAGAGAUGCAGAGCUUGGAGCUUGCCCAGUUCAUUUUUGGCCUUUCUUUGACCCAGUGUUUCCUUACUCUGCUCCCUUCCCUCCAUUCUGGAGUGGUAAUUUAUAUUCUGUGUCAUUAUAUGUUGGAAGAAUAUGAUCUAUUUUUUGAUUUUGGUUUUAUAGGGGAUUACAGUUAAGAGAUCACAUGAGUCUCAGAACAGACUAAACUUUAGACUUUUAAAUAAGUUUGAGACAGUUAUAGACUAUUGCAUCUUUUGAAAUUGGACUGAAUACAUUUUUACAUUAUAAUAUUACUAUGGUUACAGACUUUUGGGGACCAGGGAGUAGAAUGUGGUGGUUGUUUGAAAAAUCAUGCCACUCAUUAUUAGGACGUGUGGCCUUGUUGGAGGAAGUAUGUCAGUGCAAAGGCUGGCAUUGUGGUCUCGUAUCAUGUCCAUUGUCUCAGUUCAGUUCCUGUUGCCUUUGGAUACAGAUGUAGAAUUCUCCAGCAACAUGUCUGCCUGCACACUGCCAUAUGCCCAGCUACCAUGCUUCCUGCCAUGAUAGUUGAGUAUACUUCUGAACUGUAAGCUGCCACCUCAAGUAAAUAUUCUUUCUAAGAGUUGCCAUGGUCACAGUGUCUCUUCCUGGCAUUAGAAACUGUGACUAGGACAGACACAGAAUCUCAGGCGUCUGCCAGUCUUUAGCUUAGGCUUGUCUCCAACUAGCUCUUAUAAUUCAAAUUACCUUGUUUCUAUUCAUCUGUGUUCUGCCAUGUGGCUCAGUUGCCUCUGCUCUGUACUGUAUGUCUGACUUCAGAGUUUCUCUGCCGUAAUCCGAGCCUAGAUCCCUCCUCCUCUUUCUCUCUUUGCCUGGAAUUCCCGCCUAUCUCUCCUGCCUGACUAUUGGCCAUUCAGCUUUUUAUUAAACCAAACACAGUGACACAUCUCCACACAGGGAAACAAAUAUUCUACAACACAUUUCUUUACUUUUUUCUCUUAUCUUUAUGCCUUGUGCUCUGAUUAUCUUCUAUGUCUUACAAAUGAUUGUUAUCAGCAGAUAAUGACAAAUCUAACUGCUCUAAACAAGAAAACAUGAAGGAAAGAUCAUCACACCCCAAACCUGAGCUCUGGAAUUCAUCACUAACACUGCCCCACUCAAUCUCGAACCUAGAUCUAUGCACGCUGUGCCAGGGGUGCCUUCUGUCCCAGCCAAAGGCUCCAUCAAACACACGUGCAUGCUAGAGAAGCCUGGGGGUGCAAAGGUAGGGAGGCAUUUGCUAUCUACGCAGAAGAAAAACUCCACCAUCCAAUGACAUAAUUCCACAACCCACAGCUUAGAACACGCUGACUCGCCGUUUCUCCUCCCCAAAAUGUGACUUUUUAGCAAGUUAUUAAUGCUUGUUUUGAUUUCCUUAUAUUUUAGUUGGUAUUUAACCCAUUCCAAUUUUUCCUCCACCUUCAGACACCAUCACAAUUUCAAAUCUAUUGGCUAUCGCAUCAUUUAGCUUGAGCUAUCAAAUUUUAAACUACAUUUGUCUUUGUGUGUGUGUAUGUGUGUGUGUGUACAUCACCAUGUAUGCAUUCAGAGGAAAUUUUACAGGCACCUGUUCUCUGUUCUCUCCUUCCACGAUGUCAGUCCUAGGGCUAAUAUUGAAGUCAUUAAUUAGACGUGGCAGCAAGCCCUUGGCCUGCCGAGCUAUGUCGCCUGUCACUUGGGCUCUCACUAUCACUUCACACUCUCUGACUUGCUUGAUAUCAGGCCCCCGAAAGGACUCCUUUUUCCUGAUUGCUCUCCCUCACCCCUUUUUCUUGAUUUUUACUUGUUGAGUUUCUGAACACCUAUUUCCACAGCUCUGUCAUUUCCUCUUGUUGAUAGCUUCAUUCGCGCCCAGUCUUCCCCCACUUUUUUUUUUGUUUGUUUUGUUUUUGGAGACAUGGUUUCUCUGUGGUUUUUGGUGCCUGUCCUGGAACUAGCUCUUGUAGACCAGGCUGGCCUCGAACUCACAGAGAUCCGCCUGCCUCUGCCUCCCGAGUGCUGGGAUUAAAGGCGUGCACCACCACCGCCCGGCUUUUAUAGAAUUCUUACAGUUCCUACAGUGGAUUACUCCUUUGUUUAGAAAAGCAUAAGCUAAGUUAAUGGCUUCUUUGUUGGGCUCCCAAGUCUGGCAUUUCCAGUCACCUAUUUUGCAUUCCUACUUGGAUGUCAAAUACAUAUUUUGGUUUCUGCAUGUUCAUAGUUUGUUUCCUUAGGAAGCCUCUGCUGCUCCUAUAAACUGUUUCAUUUAUCCGUGCUUAAGGCAAGAAUCUAAGCCUUACCCUUGCUGAUUUAUUUUCUCAAGCUCUCAUUUGCCCACAAAUCCUAUAUCUUCCACCUCCAGAAUCAUUUCUAGCUCUCCAUUCCUUGCCACUCAAGCCUACCAUCACAGCCUUUCAUCUGUGACCACAUUUUCAUAUAUGCUAACCAGUGCCAAGCCCCCUUCCCUGUGCCCCUACAGUGUUACUGCCUUCUCUGCCUCGUAGAAACCAAGCUGUUUGCUGUCUCUCCAUUCCUUUUCAUUUGUCUGUAGUGAGUAACCAGAAUACCAAUUCCAAAUCCCUUGGAAUCUUACUUUUCUAAUCCCCUUUGACUUUCAGUCCCUCUAAAGUAAGCCCAGCACUUCCCCUUAAUAUCAUCUUGCCUGCCUUUACUUACUAACCUCAGCACUGUUUGUCACUAGCUUAGAGGCUGUCCCCCCCUAACUAGAGGAUUAGCUUAGGACCAAGGGGGAGGCUUGGCUUGAAGGAAGAGGUGGACAUUUAACACGUAUUUGUUAAAUCAUUGACUAGACAGAUACUUGAGUGAAUGGCUGAUGUCCAGUUCCUCUGAGGUUCCCUAACCUUUUCAUGUUCACUGGGGUGAUUCAUCUUCAGCCAUAGCUCCUCACGUUAUCCGUCUGUACGAUGACAGAAUGCUUUGGGCGGCUAACAGGGAAAACAAAGCUGAUGAUGCUGGUCCAGUCAGAAUGUCUCCUGGCUGGUGUGGUCAAUUCCUAAACAAAUAAUAUCCGCUCAUCAAUCAUUGUCCUAUUUCUGCCAACUAGAUCUCCCCAGAGGAGUCAUCAAUCAGCUUGCUUCCGAAGACUGACAGCCUCACCCCCGUAGUCUCCUCUUCCCUGUACAGACUCAUACUAAGAGUACUAAAAAGCCCCAGGUUGCAACAGGGUUAGCAGACUCGCAGGCAGAGGGACAGCGAUUGAGGGGCUCUGGAAAAGGCCAGAACAUGAAGGGCUCCAGCAGCCUGGUGAUGACAGCCUUGGCCCUUCUCCUGGUGCUGUCUGUCCUGGGAAACUCCAGCGGCGCUCCGCAGAGACUCUUUGAGAGGAGGAACUGGACCCCCCAAGCUAUGCUCUACCUGAAGGGCGCUCAGGGCCGUCGCUUCAUCUCCGACCAGGGCCGCAGGAAGGAGCUCGCUGACCGGCCGCCUCCAGAAAGACGAAACCCGGAUCUUCAACUGCUGACUCUCCCAGAGGCUGCAGCCCUGUUGCUGGCUUCCUUGCAGAAACCACAAGAAGAUGAAGGAGGGAAUUUUGAUCAAAGCAGAUUCCUGGAAGACAGACUGCUGAACUGGUGAAGAUGCACCAGAGCACACUCAAGUGUAGUUCUAUUCAUGGUGAAAACCGUAGCCACACGAUUAGGGCCCAUUCACCCUUCCUUCCACACUUGUAACCCUAGACACCAGUACCUCUAGGAUUAGUCCUUCAGAAGUACGACACAUGGGAUUCUGAACACUGUCAAGUUCUAUUGUCUUGGGUUGACAUCACCUGUCUUACGUAGGCUUGGGUUUUGUAUGGCCUUGAGAAUGCCGGGGUGGAGAAUGCAGACUUGUUCUUUCUUUCCCUUGUAGUCAGGCCCUGAUGAAUCUUAGCAGUUUGUUCCUCAUCCUAUCACCUUUUUGGGUGUCACUCACCAACAGUUCUCCCAACCCCCUUUCCUCAUCCCCGGUAAGAGAGAAGGUAUGGUAGGAUUUGUGUGGCUUUUUAUAACUCAUUGAGGAGAGGUCAGUUGAGGAGGGAGGCGAAGAGAAGAUGCCUGGGAUAAUGCUCCCAUAAAAACACAUAUUAUCUAUGACUGCUGAGACAGAGGACCCUCCAUGAUGCAGAAACCCUUGGAAGGUCUGUGAAGACCCAGGGUUGGGAGUCUCUUUGUGUUUCAAGAGGAUCCACUUAGAAACUUGGACCUUAAAGUCGCUGGAAGAUGGUGAUGGAGUUUGUGAGAGCAUAUGCUCCCCAAAGGUACAAAAUAGCUUGAGGUAUCCUGCUUUCUGUGACUGAAAGAGAUGUCAUCAUGACUUUGCAUUAAGGUACUCCCAUGACACAAGUGUACUCCAUCUGCAUGAUUUAUGUUUCCAAAUCCAAACACACAUGCAGGCACACACACACACACACACACACACACACAGUUGGGGGUGUGGGGUGUGAGGGUGAGAUUCCCCACAGCCAGCAAAAUAACUAACUUGGGAUUACAGCAUGAUCACUGUGGUAUUUUUUAACCGAAUCAGUUCAGAGUCAUUAACCAUAAGUGCCCAAGUGACAAGUACUGAUUCUUAUCGUCCCCAGCUUAUGGCUAUUACUUUGUA
This is a messenger RNA of Alexandromys fortis (reed vole), 7092 nucleotides long. It is a transcript of the gene Spx, whose product is annotated as spexin hormone. The record is from RefSeq and is a predicted model, not a curated record. Lineage: Eukaryota; Metazoa; Chordata; Mammalia; Rodentia; Cricetidae. Gene Ontology annotation, molecular function: neuropeptide hormone activity. Bases 5737 to 6087 code for a protein of 116 amino acids. The transcript is spliced from 6 exons. Gene Ontology annotation, biological process: positive regulation of gastro-intestinal system smooth muscle contraction. Gene Ontology annotation, cellular component: cytoplasm.